AUGUCUUCGUACUUCUUCCAUUUGAAGCUCGAGCUCUACCAAACGCCAGCAGCAAGCGCAUCUAAGAGGCGCAAAACACCUCACUCGAAGGAGAAAGAGCGCAGCUUUACCAAUUCCUCACCUUUCCUACCUUCGAACGGGACGGACAUAUUCAAAGCGCAUUUACCGGCACAUCGUAUCAGCAAGUGGAGUAGCUAUAGCUUCAGCAAGAGAAGGCCUUCAUCCGCUGGCGGCAGCGACACUGCUCUCAGAUCGGACCGCUCAGACUCGCCGCAUCAUUUAUCGCCCGAGAACGAUCGCAAAGACUCGCACGGCGAUGCGCUAUUGCUGCCCGAGCGCAACUCCAAUCUGAAGAGCACGAAGGCUUCCUCGGUCCCUUCAAGGAUCGUGCCCACCACCAAGCAUACAAACGCUGCGGCAGCAGAAGACUGGAGAUACGACAGCAUUGCGAUCGAAAGCAUAGAUAUGGAAAAGAGCAACAAGUUGAAUGGACACACGAAGGCGCUGUAUUUGCCGAGCGAACCAAAGACGACCGAAGUUGGCUGGGGUGUGGUCCAUCUCUAUCGCGAUUCAGAAGAGUCAUAUGCUCAAGAUGGAUCACAACUAUUACAACAGAGCUCGGCGCGAGCGCAGGUCAGCGAAUCGGCAGACAAUUUCAGCAUUGAUGAGUGCAGUACACUCUGCAUUCUGGCCCUUCCGAGCUGGAUGAUGCCUUCAGAUCUGCUCGGCUUUGUUGGCGAUCAAGCUCGAGAGGAUGUGUCGCAUUUCCGGCUGAUCAGAACAGGUCGAGCCAACAAAUAUAUGGUGCUCAUGAAGUUCCGCUCACCUAAGAAGGCUCGAGACUGGCAAAAAGCAUACAAUGGACGCUUGUUCAGCGCCGCAGAGCCUGAGAACUGCCAUGUGGUCUUCAUCAAAAGUGUCGAGUUCAUUACCCCAGACGAAGAGAGUUUGCCUACAUUUCAGCAGAAUCAUCAUGAUCCGUUCACAGCGAAUGCCGUAUCUAAGGGGAUGCUCAGCAAACCAAUGGCGCCGCCACCACCAAAUCUGCUGGAACUGCCAACAUGCCCUGUUUGCCUGGAGCGAAUGGAUGAGACGACCGGACUACUCACGAUCCUCUGCCAGCAUGUAUUCCAUUGCGCUUGUCUUGAGAAGUGGCGUGGAAGCGGCUGUCCGGUGUGUCGCUAUACUCAUGCGCCAUCUUAUACCUUCCCAUAUCCUAGACCUGGGUCUGACCAAGAGGAAGAACGCGAGCCAAUGUGUGCUUCAUGUGCUGGAACCAACAAUCUCUGGAUAUGUCUAAUAUGUGGCAACAUUGGCUGCGGGCGUUAUGAUGAGGCUCAUGCUUUCGCUCACUACGAGGAGACAAGCCACUGCUACGCCAUGGACAUCUCAACGCAACAUGUGUGGGACUAUGCUGGUGAUGGCUAUGUCCACAGACUGAUCCAAAGCAAACCGCCGCCGACGCCCGCACCACGCGAAGAAAGCUCUCACGCCGGAUACGUCGACAUGCCGCUUCGCCAGCGCCACGAAAACGAAGCCUAUCGCGCCGAAGCUGGCGAUGUAGUCCCCCGCGAGAAGAUGGAAAACAUGGCCGCCGAAUACACCUAUCUCCUCACCUCCCAACUCGAAGGCCAACGCAAAUAUUUCGAAGAACAAAUCGAACGAGCCGUCGACAAAGCCACCAAAGCAACCCAAAAAGCCGAAGAAGCCGCCACAACAGCCUCAAACCUCCAAUCCCAACUCUCCGAAUCCCUCACAACGGCAACAGAAUCCCGCGACCAACUCUCCCGCCUCGAAAAGGCACUCUCCAAAUCCGAAACCUCGAAAUCAAAAUUCGAACAAAUGGCUCGAGAAAUUACGUCGAAGUUUCAGAGUGAGAAGGCGAUGAAUGAUGGGUUGAUGAAGAGGCUUAAGGUUGCGGAAGAGGGUUUGGUAGAAGUUCGGGGGGAGUUGGAGAGGUGUAAGGAGGAGAAGAAGGAGUUACAGGAUUUGAAUCAUGAUUUGACGAUGUUUAUUAGUAGUCGGGAGAAGGUUAGAGAACUUCAGGAGCAGGGGGAGGAGGUGGAG
Pseudocercospora fijiensis CIRAD86 is the source of this 2067-nucleotide messenger RNA. RefSeq lists its product as uncharacterized. NCBI's taxonomy places the organism in Eukaryota, Fungi, Ascomycota, Dothideomycetes, Mycosphaerellales, Mycosphaerellaceae. Gene Ontology annotation, biological process: Ras protein signal transduction; protein ubiquitination. The transcript has 2 exons. The record is from RefSeq and is a predicted model, not a curated record. Gene Ontology annotation, cellular component: cytoplasm. The annotation marks the transcript as partial. Gene Ontology annotation, molecular function: ubiquitin protein ligase activity; zinc ion binding.